Molecule: messenger RNA, 1369 nt
Organism: Phanerochaete carnosa HHB-10118-sp
Lineage: Eukaryota; Fungi; Basidiomycota; Agaricomycetes; Polyporales; Phanerochaetaceae
Product: glycoside hydrolase family 61 protein
Exons: 11
Coding region: 512-1225 (237 amino acids)
Source: RefSeq, a predicted model, not a curated record
CCGGAGUCUGUGACCAAAGGAGAAGGCUGUUGCGAGACGAACGAUGAUGCCUGAGAAACUAUUAAUUUCAUCAUCAGGGCUCUGAAUGGCUACCGAGUCCAUCGCCCUGGUUCCCUUUGAGAUAUCACGUGACCAAUACAGAGUUUACUGGCAUUGAAGUAGGACUUUGUGCUUGCAGUCAAUAACUCCACGCUAUUGGGACCACACCAUGCGUACCACCAUCUGUUAAUGUUAUGCCCCAUGACACUUACGGAUGCUACUCGGAUAUCGCGUGCUUCGAAUUAUUCCCCUUCGCCAGCAGAUUCCGCCGUCCUGCGCUUCCGCGGACCGCACACCAGUUUGCGCGGCGACUGCGCCCUAUCGUUCAGUUACAUUCCUUAUUUAUUGCGAGCCAGUCCAAAAAGGGAGUCCGUUGUGGGCUGGAUAUCAAGGAGCUGGCAGGUAUAUAAACCACUGUGCUUGGUGAGGGCUUGACUCAUUACUGGACGUUUUCAUCAAGUAUUCCGCAGAAAUGAAGGCCAUCGUCGCCGCUCUCGCUGCUGCCGCCAUACCGCUUGCCGCGGCUCACUAUACCUUUCCCGACUUCAUCAUCGGCAGCACCGCCUCGGCAGACUGGCAGUACAUUCGCGAGACCGCCAACCACUACUCCAAUGCUCCGGUGACAAGUGUUACUGACCCCGAGUUCCGUUGCUACGAGCUCGACCUCCAGAACACUGCCGGUCAAACUUCCACCGCCACUGUCAGCGCUGGUUCUACGAUCGGCUUUCAAGCUAACGGCCCGAUUUACCACCCUGGAUAUCUCUCGGUCUAUCUAUCCCAAGCUUCACCGGCCGCCAACUCUCCGGAGGCUGGUACCGAACAGACCUGGUUCAAAGUCUACCAGCAGACACCUGUCUUCGAUGCGGCCACCCACCAGCUCAACUUCCCUUCCGAAACCCAGCAGUCCUUCACUUUCACUCUCCCGGAGAGUCUUCCGAGCGGCCAGUAUCUUGCACGGGUUGAGCAGAUCGCUCUGCACGUCGCUGAGACCUACGGCGGCGCCCAGUUCUACAUCGGCUGCGCGCAGCUGAACGUCGAGAAUGGCGGUAGCGGCAACCCGGGCCCGCUCGUCUCGAUCCCCGGUGUCUACACUGGCUACGAGCCUGGCAUCCUUCUCAAUAUUUACGACCUCCCCCAGAACUACACUGGCUACCAGGCUCCUGGCCCCGCUGUCUGGCAAGGAUAAAGUUUCUCGAAAAGACAUAUGCAGCGUUCGACGGUGCUUUCGUGUUCCGCACUACGAUCUCGCAUUUGUACUGCUAGUGCUUGGAAAACAAUGUGCACAUUCAUAUACUACCAAUGUCAGCAAAAUAGCAGCAACGACAUUCCC